GUUCCGCCAGCCUCAGUGGUCUUUUCCCAAUCAUCACGACACCAAGUUGGGUUCAUUACUAUGUCGCAACAUAGAGCAACCAGUUCUUCGAGAUGAGGCCUUCCUGUCUGGCCCAAGGCCGGCUCUCGCUUCUCCGGAUUCGAGGAUCGAUCCUCCAGUUGCCAACAACGCCAUGGGCAGCAACGAGCACUGCAGCGAGCAGGUCGAGCACAAGUCCAAAGCCCAUUCUCCCCUGCUUUCGGACCGGUCGGAAAGGCCAAAUAAGAAGCCAUACAAGCACCCAGUGGCAAAACGAACGGCAGAAGAAGUGGCCAAAGCGGUGGGAAGAGAAAGAGCAGAAGUCGGGAGAGCCCUCGGGAGAAAAGCCGGGGCAGACGUCCGGUCAGAGGCGGCAUGGUUCCCAAAGGCAGGAGCAGGGUUGGCAGUGGAACACGCCGCCUCACCAAGGACGAGUGCCCCUACUGGCAGCAGCGCAUGCCACGGGCGCCCUAGGGACGGCAGCCUUCGUCAAGCUCUCCGAGAACGAGGAGGCUUCAGGGGACACCGGCGAGCAGCGGAUGCUGCAGGCAUCCCGAAAGGAGAUCGCCAAGAAGGUUGAUGACGACGACCGAGGCGUGUCACGGCUCCGCCACAAGGUUGUCUUGUUCCUUGAUCUCUAUGUCUGGGAGCCGCUUUGCACUGGGUUCCGGUUCCUCCACCUUGCCCUCAUCUUUGUGCCAGUCAUCCUUGCUGUUCCGGCAAUAUGGAUCGGCGGAAGGCAGAAAGACCGUAAUGGCGAACGGUCCGGUACACUUUGGUGGUAUGGUUUCCUGGUGACGGGCAUGGAAUGGGCUGGUCCAGCUUUCAUCAAGCUGGGUCAAUGGGCCGCCUCUCGAUCUGAUAUCUUCCCGACUGAGCUGUGUGAGAUCAUGUCAAAACUACACUCAGAUGCCCCAGCUCACUCCAUGCAUGCAACAAAGCGCAUAGUGCGGGCUGCUUUUGGAGACCGAACGUUCGAGGAGAUCUUUGACGAAUUCGAUGAGAGGCCGCUCGGCGUCGGGGCCAUUGCUCAAGUGUACAAGGCUAAGCUCAAGCCUGACUUGGCAGGCCCCGGAGACCCUGAUCUAAUCGAUGACCAACCUGGUGGAACAAUCCGGAAGAACGUUACGAAGAACGUUGGCACCGUCCUCAAGAGUACGCCGAAAAGAGUCCCUUCCUCAUAUGUUGCUGUCAAAGUCCUGCAUCCUGGGGUCGAGCGCACUGUACGCCGUGACUUGCGCAUUAUGAAAGCUAUUGCGUCGGUUCUCAAUCUCAUCCCCACGAUAGAAUGGCUCUCUCUGCCUGACGAGGUUGAGCAAUUUGGUGAGAUGAUGAAGCUGCAGCUCGAUAUGCGCAUUGAAGCUGCGAACCUCACUAUCUUCCGCAAGAACUUCAGGAAUCGCACUACAGCUUGGUUCCCCUUCCCGUACACCGAGUUCACGACAAGGAACGUCUUGAUAGAGGAAUUCGCCCACGGCAUGCCACUAGCUGACUUCCUGGAGAAUGGAGGCGGUGUAUUCCAACGAGAUAUUGCCUCGGAGGGACUUGACGCCUUCCUCCGCAUGUUACUGCUUGACAACUUCAUCCAUGCCGACUUGCAUCCUGGAAAUAUAAUGGUCCGUUUCUAUGAGGCCGAACAGCCCGAACUGCCCUUGAAGCUCCGCCUUCGCCGUCAGGAUGGAGAGGAUCAGACAAUACCAUCGGAGCAGAACGACGUGACGGAAAAGGUGCUAGCCAGGCUUCGCCCCCUUCGUCACCGGAAGGACUCUAAAGCGUGGAAUGCCGAACUAGAGAAAAUCGACCGGGAAGGCUACCGUCCGCAGCUGAUUUUCAUCGACACAGGCCUGGUCACUGAGCUGAAUGAAACGAAUCGCAAGAACUUCCUCGAUCUUUUCCGUGCUGUCGCGGAGUUUGAUGGCUACAAGGCUGGGAAUCUCAUGUGCGAGAGGUGCCGUCAGCCCGAUGCUGUGAUAGACAAGGAAGUUUUUGCGCUCAAAAUGCAACACUUGGUCCUCGGAGUCAAGAGCCAGACCCUGGCUCUGGGCAACCUGAAGAUCGGAGACAUUUUAGAGAAGGUCCUCGACAUGGUUCGGAGCCAUCACGUCCGUCUCGAAGGCGACUUCGUCAAUGUUGUCAUCAGCAUCUUCCUCCUCGAGGGCAUCGGGCGCACCUUGGAUCCCAACACAGAUCUCCUGAGUAGCAGCUUGCCUAUUUUGCGCCAACUGAGCACGCAACAGGGCAAGGACAUGGCCAAGGGAGGCGACUUCAGCAUGCUCAUUCUAUGGAUGGGCCUGGAGACCAGGAGGUUCCUUCAGAUAAGUAUUGACGAUGUCGAACGAUGUGUAAAAUAUGACCUCCUCUCACCCAACGUUUAGACAGCGCGGCACCUGCAUCGGCAGUGUAUAGGAGACAGGCGGGCACAGUGGCAUCUGGAGUUUUCCGCGUAUCACAGCAUCAACGCAUUUCAUGAAGAAACACACAGUAGACUAGAUCCGAACCCACGCAGCCCGCACGGCGUGCACAUAAAAAGAGCAGCAGACAACCUCGGAAUUAGACAUACCGGAGGUCUUCUAAGUCUUCUAGAUUGACUAAUCUUAACCCGAAUUAGCCA
Molecule: messenger RNA, 2629 nt
Organism: Diaporthe batatas
Lineage: Eukaryota; Fungi; Ascomycota; Sordariomycetes; Diaporthales; Diaporthaceae
Exons: 3
Coding region: 93-2393 (766 amino acids)
Cellular component (GO): mitochondrion
Source: RefSeq, a predicted model, not a curated record